CGAAUGGCAACUUUUUUUAAUUAUUGGCAGUUAUGGUAGUAUUUAGUAAAAAAAACAGUUUUUUGGGUAUGUCGGCCGAGUGAAGGUCUCUGACAAACAAAGUCCAAAAAUAAUACAAAUUGUAUUAUAAACAGCGCGAAUUUUUGGUCCAAUAAUACGUAUAUAUGCUGUUUAUAUUUGGAGUUUAUUAUAAAAAACUGUAAACCGUUAACUCGUAUAAAUGUCUAGUGUAUAACCUCUCAAUAAGCAAUUAGCCUUUCUUAUUGUAAUAAAAUUCCUUAGCUCGCGAUAAAUGAAAGUGUUGUUUACAUUCCGUGAAGUGCAUGGUGUGCAGUUUGCGGCCGUUUUGGAUGCAAGUCGUAAAAAUAACGGGGCGAGUGUCCGCGAGUGAAAAUGCAGGGGCAAGAGUUUGUGUGUUCAAAAUGUGUGUAAAUCAGUGUAAUUUAAUUACAAGGUGUUAUUGUGGUGUUCUGUGCUGGAUGUCGCGGUAGGAUUGCCAUGUCCCGGCUGGUCGACUACUUCGUGAUUGUGGGAUUCGACCACGAGAAAGAAAGAGGCGGGCUGAGCAGUGGCGUCAUCCUACAACGCUUUCCUGAGAUCAACUGGGACGACACUCCUUUCCACGAAGGGAUAGAAUGGUUCUGCCAGCCACAAGGAUGGGCGCUGUCGACGGAGCGGUCGGAGCCGCGCUUCUACGUGUCCGUUCUGACGGACGUGGACGCGAACCGGCACUACUGCGCGUGCCUCUGCUUCAACGAGACCGUCGCCAUCACGCCCACCAAGCCUGCAGACGAGGACGAGGAGUCGUUGGAGCCGCGGCCGGUGGCCAACAUCACGCACCACAGCAUCAUGUACGCGCCCAAGUGCCUCGUCAUAGUGUCGCGACAGGACUACCUGGACACCUUUCGGAACUGCUUAGGCAUAAUCUACACAGUAUGGGUAGAGAACCUGGGCGUUCCACUGGAGACAUUGGUGGGCAACCUGCUGGGUUGUGUAUUAGUGCCUCCAGCGGGUGGUCCGCAGGUCCGCUUCAGCAUCGGCGCGGGCGACCGCCAGGCGUUGCAACCACCGGCCGCACCGCCGCUGCCAGUCACACAUACAUCCGUGCAUAUGCUACUGCGGUUAUUAGGCAUACACAACUCCGUAACCCUCUGGUGCGCCGUGAUGUCCGAGCACAAAGUCCUGCUAGUCUCCCUCGCCGCUGCCCGCCUAGCGGCCGCCUGUAGAGCCCUCGCCGCGCUCAUGUUCCCGUUCCGCUACGCGCACGUGUAUAUACCGCUGCUGCCGUCCGGCCUGGUGGAGGUGCUGGCGACGCCCACGCCCUUCCUUAUUGGAGUGCAUUCCAGUUUGAAGGAGGAGGUGUCGGAGUUGCUAGACGUGAUAGUAGCGGACCUGGACGUCGGUUCCCUCCACAUUCCCGCCGGCGUGAACAUCCCCCGGCCCGACGGGAAGCUCCUAUCGUCCCUCCAAGAAGACCUAGCAUUGGUCUUACAACCCGAGCUACGGUCUGCCGAUUCAGCAUUCGCGCCGCCACCCCCUGCGGCUUCACCGCCUCAUAUGCUAGAUAAGGAGAUCAGAGCCGUAUUUAUGCGGACGUUAGCGAAGUUGCUGCAGGGUUACAGGCACUGCCUCACAAUAAUCCGCAUCCACCCGUCGCCGGUGCUCACAUUCCACAAAGCGGGGUUCCUGGGCAGCCGCGGGCUGGCGCAGUGCCCGUUCGCCGUGCGGCUGCUCGACUCUAUGUUCUUCAACGGGCUGGUGGCCGAGCGCGGCCCGCCCUGGCGCCCUACUGAUAUAUGGGACGAGCUCGUGCAGAACCUACCAGAACAACUGAGGUUAGAAUCGCUGAAUCCGAACCUGGAGCUGCAACACAUACAAGACCUCGCGAUGCAACUGCAACUCAACGAGAACCCUAACCCGCAGACAUACCAGCAGCGAAUUCUUCGACCACCAGAAGGAGCCUCAGCCCGCAUCCACCAGCCUCCCCUGCCGACGUUGGACCCGGUGCGCGUCAAAGAGGUCAUCGACGAGGUCACCGCCAGGAACGCAGAGCAUCCCAAACUAACGGCACUGCGGGCUGUGGUGCCGCGCAUCGUGCCGCCCGCGGCGCCGCCGGUGGGCGCGGCCGAGGCCGGCCACGUGCUCGUUACCAACUCCGCGCGCCGCCUCGAGGUCCUGCGCGCCUGCAUAGCGGCGAUAUUCGAGUGCCGCUACGCGGACGCGCGCAAGUCGUUCCCCGCCGUGCUGCUCGCGCUACGCGCAUGCGCCGCGCGCGCCGCGCUCGUGCGCGACCUGGCGGCGCGCCUGCCCAGCAACAAGCACCUGCUGCACCACCACCAGUUCGAGCUACUGGUCAGACUGAUGAACUGCGCGCUUCAGUCCUCUUCAGCCUUGGACGAGCAUUCCAUGGCGGCGGCGAUGUUGCCGCUCGCGACCGCCUACUGCCGCAAGCUGUGCACCGGCGUCAUCCAAUAUGCCUACAUGUGUAUACAGGAGCACCAAGUGUGGACGAGCCAGCAGUUUUGGGAGGCGGCUUUCUAUCAGGACGUUCAGCGUGACAUCAAGGCUCUGUACCUCCCCAGCCCCGCGCACCACCAGAGGGCGCCUAGUCCGAGGGACGAAGAAGAAUACUCAUUGCUAAGGGCACAGGAACCCAGCGCGUUGGAAAUCGCCGCCGAACAGAUGAGGCUGUGGCCCUCACUACCUCCAGAAAAGCAGCGCGAAAUAAUAGCCAGCGAAGAACAAACGCUAUACAGCCAAGCCAUACACUACGCAAAUAGGAUGGUCUACCUACUAUUGCCACUAGAGGGCGCGGGGCGGCGCGCCGACGCAAGAGGAGACGACGCCGACAGAGCUAGCAAUAGCAUCACUAACAGUGUGGCGGAAUCGGAUAGCGCGGAUGCCGAGUCCGGUUUCGAGGAGGCCGACCCAGGCGAGGCCGGGAACAACGUCAUCAAGAUGGUCUCCAGAUUCGUAGACAAGGUGUGCACAGAAGGAGGGGUGACGGCAGACCACGUGCGGUGUCUCCAUCAAAUGAUCCCCGGUGUGGUGCACAUGCAUAUGGAGACUCUCGAUGCCGUGGCGAGGGAAAGCCGCCGCUUACCGCCUGUACAAAAGCCGCGGAUAGUGGCCCCUUGGCUGGUGCCGGGCGAGGCGGUAGCGGGCGCGGCGCUGCGCUGCUGCCUGGCGGCGGACGGCCGCGCGGCGCCGCUGCUGCCCGCCGAGGGCGCGCUCUUCCUCACCAACUACCGCCUGGUGUUCCGCGGCGCGCCGCUCGACCCCUUCGCAUGCGAACAAACAGUCGUGCGGUCGUUCCCUUUAUGCGCGCUGACGCGUGAGAAAGCUGUGCGCACGCACUACCUACCGCACUUGGAGCACUCGCCGCAGGAAGGCCUGCAGCUACGCUCUGCCACCUUCCAGCUCAUCAAGGUUGUACUAGAUGAGGAAGUGAGUUCGGAACAACUAGACGUAUUCCGCAAGGCGUUAGCGCGGCUGCGGCACCCGCAGCACGCGACGCACCACUUCGCGCUCGCGCCGCGCGCCAUGCCGCCCCCGCCCGGACCGGUGCCCAAGCACCACACACUCAAGGGCUUUGCAAAGAAAACUCUACUAAAGACGGCCCGACGGGCGGGCCUCAAGCCUAAACCGUCCAAGCGGCAGAAGUACGUGCUACCUUCUGCCUCUGCAAGGUCGCUGACCUCGCCGCCGCUCAUGUCGUCCUUGUCUGCUGAUACGCUCUCAUUGGAGGAGCUGGAGCUGGUCGGCGCGGAGGGCGCGGAGGUGCCGGCGGCGCGCACGCUGGAGCGCGUGCGCGAGCGGGCCUACGCGCGCGACUGGGCGCGGCUCGGCCUCGCCGCCAGCCCCUUCCGCCUCACGCACACCAACGCCGUCUACACGCUGUGCCGGAGUUACCCAGCAGUGUUCCCCGUACCUGAGGGCGUCGGCGACGAGUCCCUCCGAAGAGUCGCUCGAUGCUACCGACAAACUCGUCUGCCGUGUCUCACGUGGCGACAUCCGAGAACGCAUGCGUUACUAGCCAGAUCAGCGGCGCCGCACCACAAAGGCGUUAUGGGUAUGCUAAAAGGCAGCCACCAGACGCAAGGCGCCGCGCAAAGCGGCACUGAGACCACGUCUAGUUUAGAACAGGAACGAUACUUGGCAACGCUGGUAGCCUGCACGCCAGCGUCGCGGGGCGAGCUCGAAGAUUCAAGUCUCAGUUUAGAUUCGUUACUCCUCACGGAAGAGCCCACGCACACACCGCUGCUCAACAAGCCCGGUACCAUGGGAGCGGCCACACGAGGCUCCGGUGGUGCGGGCGGUGCGCGGCACUUCGGCCGCUGGGGCUCAUUGAAGAGCCGGCAGCCUUCCAGCCUCGAACUAUACCAACGGCAGCGCCUUUCCGCCGCCGAUGUCGAUUCGGUCUCGGGCGACGGCACGGGCGGUGUCCGCCGCGCGUCCCUUUACAUCGUGACAGAGAAGGGGCUGAGCAUAGCGACAGUCGGCGGCUGCGAGCCGGUGCCGGCCGAGUACCCCGACGGCCGCGCUGCGAGACACGCCUUCAAGAAGCUGCUGCGGGCAGCCGCGCCGUCUGCGCCUGCCGCACCCAACGAUCCUGGCUUCUACAGAUUGGUGGAAGAAUCAGGCUGGCUGUGGCAGCUUCGGCAGCUGUUCCAACUUGCUGGCUGCGUGGUGGAUCUACUGGAUCUGCAAGGUUCAUCUGUGCUGCUGUCGCUCGAGGACGGCUGGGACGUGGUGGCGCAGGUCUCAUCAUUGGCGCAAAUCUGCCUAGACCCCUACUAUCGCACGAUAGAAGGGUUCCGCACCCUCGUGGAGAAGGAGUGGCUAGCCCUUGGACACAAGUUCCAGCAGCGGCUCAACAUCGGGCCUACUCCUCAGCAGGGCUACACGCCCACCUUCCUCAUGUUCCUUGAUGCGGUCCACCAGCUCCAAAAGCAGUUCCCGCUAGCCUUCGAGUUCAACGACUACUACACCCGCCUCGUCGCGUACCACAGUACGUCGUGUCGGUUCAGAACAUUCCUACUAGACAACGAGGCCUCACGAGCUGAACUAGGGCUCGUUGACGAGCGCCGGCCGGACAUCGGCAAUCGACUGGGCGUGGAGACGGGCGUGACCGGUUCUGAAGAGGACGUGUACCGCGCACAGCACGGCCAAUCGUUGUUCGACUACAUCGACAAGCUGCACCAGAAAUCGCCUAAUCUGUAUAAUUUCUUAUACACGCCGGACCUUGACAACCCGGUUCUACGGCCGAUGUCGUCCGUAUGCAGCCUGGAGGUGUGGGAGUACUACACGCACGAGGAGCUAGCCCACGGCGCGCCGUACGAUCUCGAGGCGCAAUCGCCCGACGAAGAGCGGGAGCCGCGCGCUCGCCGCACCGUCACCGCCGGAUACGAUAGCAUACCUCGCGCCAUGCCGGCAUCGUUCACCGGACUGUUGGAACGGAUCCGUUCGCUAGAACUGGAGUUAGGGCACUUGCCGCAAAAAUGGCGCGUGCGCUGGGACCAGCUCGAGCUGCCUAAUACGCUCGAACUGCAGCGCAACUCGUCGCUGUCGUCGUCCGUGGUGCGGCGCUGCACGCUGCUGCUGCACAAGCGCGGCACGCUGGAGCUGCUGGUGCGGGGCCGGCUGGCGCGCGCGCCCGCGGCCGCGCCGCAGCACCGCUGGGGCGCCGCCGCGCACGCCGCGCCGCAGCGCUGCGACCACUGCGACCAUCUGCUGUGGGGACCCGUCAAGACGGGCGUCCGCUGCAUGGACUGCGGUGCAAGCUGCCACGAGCGCUGCGCGGACCAGCUGACCGCGCCCUGCACGCGGUACAAGGCGCCGCCGCCGCCCGAGCGGGAUAGAGAUCCAAGGGCCUCUGGGGGAAAUAGUGUAGGCACGCUGCAGUCAUCUUCGCAGCAGUACUACGAGCAGUUCUCGUCCAACGUGGCAGAAAACAGGACGCACGAGGGCCACUUGUACAAGCGGGGCGCGCUGCUCAAGGGCUGGAAGCAACGGUGGUUUGUGCUAGACUCCAUCAAACAUCAGCUUCGCUACUACGACGCGAUGGAGGACUCGCAUUGCAAAGGCUUCAUUGACUUAGCAGAGGUGAUCACGGUAAUGCAGGCCCCACCCGCACCCGGACCGCCUAAGAAAUGCGACGACCGCUCGUUCUUUGAUCUACGAACGAGCAGACGCACCUACAACUUCUGCGCGAGCGACGCCAACGCGGCGCAGGAGUGGAUCGAGAAACUGCAGGCGUGUCUGCAGUGAGCGAGUCACAAACUUCACGCUGUCCUCUUUCGUCGGGAGCGCCGUGAGCGAGAUGCUAAUAGUAUCAGGCUUUAGUAGGGCAUCUUACAAAAACAAGUAUGAUACAAAUGAUACAAUACUGUUUAUUGCACACCUCUAACAGUUUACAUUCAAACAGAGACUUUGACAAAGAAAAUAAAUUGUAAAUGUACAAUUUUUCUUUACUUGAUUCCAUGUUUCGGGAUUAGUUAUUUGGAAACGCAAGCAUUAUAUUUAUUUUUAAAUAUGAAUUCUUGUACUACGCACGCGCGCUAAAAACAAAAACCCAAAAAUGGAAUCAAAACUUGUUAUGGACGCCCUCUAGUAGUAGUAAAAGUAUUUCAAUAACUAAAUCGACAAAAAAAGUAUGACUAGUGAAAUAUACCCACAAAAGACUAAAAUGUUAAAAAAGUUACGCGAUCUCACGGUCCUCGCGCCAUCUAGCGUAGUUAUUGCGUAAACAGCUUCACUAUCGCUCUUGUUUUUUAAGAGAUAGAGUUGAAAAUCCGCUGAUGGUUUUUUAGAAGUGGUUUACUCAGUUAGGAUAAUUGUCGACAAAUAUAUAGUGUUGUUAUGUUGAAUUUGUAAAUAUUUUAUCUUUAAUUAUUGUUGUGUAAAGACUUUCGUUCCAUUAUGUGUAAUUCAGUUCGUAGCGCCUCUGUCGCACGCGUUUACUCGUUCGUGUCUUCAUUUGAGCGUUUUCAGUGUUGUAAUGUGUAUUUUACAUGCACAUUAGAAAUGUAUUUAAGCAUUUCUGGUGGCCCAUGAGGGGGCGCAGACUCAAAUGGUGACACGGCUUUAUUGUGACCGACGCAACGCGAGUUUAGUUCUAAAUAUAAAUUAUAUUUCUUAAUGGAA
Molecule: messenger RNA, 7146 nt
Organism: Cydia splendana
Lineage: Eukaryota; Metazoa; Arthropoda; Insecta; Lepidoptera; Tortricidae
Gene: Sbf
Product: myotubularin-related protein 13
Exons: 40
Coding region: 499-6270 (1923 amino acids)
Cellular component (GO): membrane; cytoplasm
Molecular function (GO): guanyl-nucleotide exchange factor activity
Source: RefSeq, a predicted model, not a curated record